Racocetra persica is the source of this 412-nucleotide messenger RNA. The record is from the annotation of a GenBank genome assembly. NCBI's taxonomy places the organism in Eukaryota, Fungi, Glomeromycota, Glomeromycetes, Diversisporales, Gigasporaceae.
CGUUAAUAACCGCACCUAUUACCCAAAACAUCGCUCUCAUUAGAAUUUCUGGUGGCAAAACUUAUUCGAUUAUCACCAAAAUUUUUGACCGUCCACUACCCGAAUAUCCCCAACAAAAACCACAAUUAAUUUUCGGCAAAAUUGUCAAUUCCCAACGAGAAAUUAUUGAUGAAGUAUUAUUGCUUUGUUUUUACAAACCACAUUCUUUUACAGGGGAGGAUGUGGUAGAAAUUAGUUGUCAUGGUAAUUUAUUCGUGGUCCAGCAAAUAUUACAAUUGAUUCUCGAAAAUGGGGCGGAAUUGGCCGAAAAAGGCGAAUUUACCAAACAAGCCUUUUUUAAUGGCAAACUCAAUUUAGUUCAAGCCCAAGCCAUUAAUGAUUUAAUUCGGGCCCCCAGCCUUCAAGGAGCCAA